Messenger RNA from Vitrella brassicaformis, 3163 nucleotides. The record is from the annotation of a GenBank genome assembly. NCBI's taxonomy places the organism in Eukaryota, Vitrellaceae.
CGUUGCCCCCGUAUGAUGAAAGUAGCCUCUUGCGAGUGAGUGAGUGAGUGAGUGCGAUGGGCAACGCGUACGUCGUCCCGCGGAAGACCACCGACGAGGCCUCGCCGUCCGUCCACGGCCAGUGCCUCGACUUCAUUCACCGCGACGACAGAUACCAGCUCUACGACGAGGCCAAGGACAUCGGCCGCCUCAGGACCGCAGCCCGCUUCGUCGGCAAUGACCACUUCCCUGCCCAGACGCUCCGCAGCCGACUGAAUUGGUCACUCCAUCGCAUUCGGCUCGCCGAUGGGACCCUGCUGGACACCGUGAUAGCCUUCGACCCGCAGUCGGUGACCGAGGCGCGGCUGCUGCUGGCGGCCAUGUGGAUGGUGGAGCAGCAAAGAUGGGACGAGGUGGCCGAGGUGCUGCGGUGGGCCAGCCAGUGUGGAUGCUGCACGCUGCCCGUCAACCUCACUGCAGCCGGCAUCAACAAACACGCCGACAAGACGGUGGGACUCACAGGGCGGGAGGGAGCAAGAAAUGGCCUCAUUUGCUCAUCCAUGUGUGUGUUGUGUGUGUGUAGGCGUAUGUGUCGCUUCCCCGUGUGUUGGCGCAGCUGAUGGUGGCGGGGCGCCAUGUGGACUUCGGUGACGGCAGCCGGCUGGAGCUGUUCCGCCAUGGCCAUCAGGUGCGGGCCAUCAACAACCAGCCCGGCUACCGGCUUACCCUCGACCCGCACCUCCCGCCCGGCCACCUGUACCCGCAGCACCGACUACAGGACGACCCGCCAGUGCACACCCGCAUCGACUACUCGAAGGUCCACGGCAGAUGGGGGUUGUUCGUCAACUCCACCGAUGCGUCGGUGUCGUCGUGCGCUAAGCGUUUGAUCGUCGACCACUUCGAGGGGACUCACCAGACCAAUAGCACAACGAAAUUCCUCGACAGGUAACCCACCGAUGGCACCAGUGGGUGAGAGGGGUGCGUGUCUGAUUGUGUGCGUGUGGUGUGGUUGGUUCAGGUAUGUCGGUGGCGGCCGUCUGGAUGCCCUCCUCACCGAGUCGCCCCACACACCGGUGGACGGAUGCGGCACCGCAUUCAGCUACCAGGACGGUCGUCUGCGAAAGCUGGUGCUCACCAAGAGCACCCACAACUUCGUCGCAUGGAUUUACAUCAUCGAGCUUUCGGGCAACGAUGGUCAGGCCGACAGACAGACAGACAGACAGACAGCUCUGCUGGUCACGUGCCACUAAUGUCUCUCCCUCUUGUGUCUGCAGUGGGCGUGGCUGUCCAUACGACCGAGGCUGCUGCAUCUGGUGUGGGUGGUGCCUUCAGGGACCGCUUCCUCGACACGACCGCCCUGGCUCGUCUGGCGGUGGGGGCUGGAGUGGCGCGUUACGUGUUCGACGGACAACAGCCGCCGCAACAGUCCCGGCCACAGCCACAGCCGCCACAGCCACAGCAGCAGGGGGGCGAUGAUAGUGACGACGAUGGUACGGACAGACAGAGGGAGGGAGGGAGAGAGGGAGGGACACACACAAGAAUGGAUGGAUGGAUGGAUGUGCCUUCCCUCUCUGUCUGUGUGUGGUGUAGAUGAGGACGGCGGUGAUCAGGGUGACGACUAUGACGACGAUGACGGUGGCGAGAGAGCAAUGCACACACACACACACACACAGACACGUGUGGAUGGAUGGAUGGUGCAGAUGGAGACGUUGAUGAGGGCGAUGACGAUGAUAUAGAUCCCAACGACGGACAAGACGGCAACGGAGGUACGCAUCACAGCACAGCACAAAUCCCCUGGCUCCUGUCGAUUUGCAUCAUUCGUCUAUCUGUCUGUCUGUGUGUGUGUGUGUGUGUUUGUGGGUGGAUCAGGUAGCGACGAGUACUCGGAGUGACUCGUGAGGCGGACACGGCAAUGGAGGCAAGAGGGGCUGUCGAGGCCGUCAAGUGCCCACAGACAUACAGUGUGAUGAUACGUGGAUCGGUGCGUGGGGGUGGAGAAGAGAUGGCCUUCAUGGCUAACUGUUGGGGGCUAUGGUGUGUGAGAGUGUGGCCGUCUGUGUAGAAGAAUUGAGCAGCCCAUCAGCUGAGCCGCUGCAUGUGGGUCUACACACUGGUUUUGUUUUGGCAGUGAGAGUGAGAGGCGCCACACAGACCCAUAUGGACUGUCUGACGAGGGAGGGAGGGAGCAGACCAGGGAGGCAGACAGCACGGUCCUCACCUUGUCUUCCAACACACACAGAGCAUCCUCUCUCUCAUCCAUACGUCGACUUUUUGUGUACGGCACACGCACGUGUGAGGGCUUUGAUGGAUGGAUGGAUGGAUUUCCAUUUUUGGGUCGGGCCACCGAUGCAAUCGGCCGGUUGCAGCGCUUAUCCAUCUUUGCAUGAGAGUUGUGUUGUAUCCCGGCCACUCACACACACAGGACAGAGGAGCGCAGCGCCAACCGAUGUGGGAUCACUUGCUGACAGACAGGGAGGGAGGGAGGGAGUGGUGUUAGCAAGACCAUCCAUCCAUCCAUCUGUGGAGCAUUGUCUUCUUCGUUACAUACACACAGACAUGGCAGUGUGUGUUUCACACUGAUUGCCCGUCCACUCACACGUCACCACACCACACCACACAGACAUACAGACAGACAGACCGCUGCCAUGAGUCAGUCAUUUUGCCUUACUGUCUGUCGGGGCGGCUUCCUCUCUCUCUCUCUCUCUGUAUGUGUGUCGCUUUGAGUUCAUAUAUGUGUGACCCCCUGCACGGCACUCGGGACGAGGCGCUUUUGCUGAGGGCUUUCGUGUGCACAGCCACACACACUGACUGGAGUGAUGCGCUCCAAUCCUCCUUAUUGCUCGCGGUGUGCAGAUGGAUGGCCAUGUGCUCAUGACUGGUCGGUCUCUGCUGCCUUGAUUGCCUCAGUUUGGCUCUCUCGCGUCCUUCUCCCUCUGUCUGUCUGUCUGUCUGUCUCUGUGUGUCCGUAUUUGUAUGUCCUCUGUACACACCAAUACACACGUAUGUACAUACAAACACACAUUAGGUAUAUACACAUCACACAUUCCUGCGUCCAUGACCUCCUUCUCGGACUGUGUGGCCUGUUCGUGGCUUCCUCUCUGCUGACGAUGGCUGGCUUCUCUCUCUCUCUCUCUCUCUCUCCGUGAAUGAAUGGCUGGAUCGGCCUCUUUCGCUGAAAUCAUCG